Molecule: messenger RNA, 636 nt
Organism: Colletotrichum graminicola M1.001
Lineage: Eukaryota; Fungi; Ascomycota; Sordariomycetes; Glomerellales; Glomerellaceae
Exons: 2
Coding region: 1-636 (211 amino acids)
Biological process (GO): mitochondrial respiratory chain complex IV assembly
Cellular component (GO): mitochondrion; mitochondrial inner membrane
Source: RefSeq, a predicted model, not a curated record
AUGGCGCAGGAUCCAACAGAUAACGCUGCCGCUGCCGCUGCCGCCGCGGCAGCAGCAGCAGCGCCCAAAAGGGACGGACAGAAACUGUACCUCUGGUCCCGGUCCAACCAGGAACACGUCGGAGAGGGAGCGCCGGGCUCGGAUACGACGACUGCCGCGGCGGCGACGGCGACCCCGGAGCCGCAUCAGAAGAAGCUGGACCCGACCGAAUUCCAGAGCAACUUCCCGCCGCAGGAACGCAACGCCCAGACGGGGUAUCCGUCCGUCGGCGAGGCCAUCAAGACGAUCAAGUGGUCUGACUUCCUCGACGUCUUCCGGACGCCGUGCGCCCGCGAUGGUCUCACCGCCGGCAUUGUUGUCGGUGCGGCCGUCGGAGGCCUGAGAAUGGUUAUGAGGGGUUCACCCAGCAAAGCGGCAAACUGGGCUGUGUACAGUUUUGUGGCGGGCAGCGCCGGGCAAUACGAGUACUGCCAGUACCUGCGGCGGCAGGAGCGCAUCAAGAUGAAGAGGACGGUCGAGGUCUACCAGGAGACCAUGGCGGAGAAGAGGCGCCGGGAGCUGGAGCAGCUCAAGCAGCAACAGCAGGCCGAGGAGGCGGCCAAGGCGAGCCGGAAUGCUUGGUACAAGUUCUGGUAA